Panthera uncia (snow leopard) is the source of this 1634-nucleotide messenger RNA. RefSeq names its product voltage-dependent anion-selective channel protein 1-like. The record is from RefSeq and is a predicted model, not a curated record. Gene Ontology annotation, biological process: monoatomic anion transmembrane transport. Gene Ontology annotation, cellular component: mitochondrial outer membrane. Gene Ontology annotation, molecular function: voltage-gated monoatomic anion channel activity. NCBI's taxonomy places the organism in Eukaryota, Metazoa, Chordata, Mammalia, Carnivora, Felidae.
AUGGCUGUGCCUCCCACGUAUGCUGAUCUUGGCAAAUGUGCCAGAGAUGUCUUCACCAAGGGUUAUGGAUUUGGCUUAAUCAAACUCGAUUUGGAGACAAAAUCUGAGAAUAGAAUGGAAUUUACGAGCUCAGGUUCCGCCAACACUGAGACCACCAAAGUGACCGGCAGUCUGGAAACCAAGUACAGAUGGACUGAAUAUGGUCUGACGUUUACAGAGAUGAACACUGACGACACACUAGGCACAGAGAUUACUGUGGAGGAUCAGCUUGCACGUGGACUGAAGCUGACCUUUGAUUCAUCCUUCUCAUCAAACACAGGGGGAAAAAAUGCUAAAAUCAAGACAGGGUGUAAGCGGGAGCACAUCAACCUGGGCUGUGACGUGGAUUUCGACAUCGCCGGCCCUUCAAUCCGGGGCGCUCUGGUGCUGGGCUAUGAGGGCUGGCUGGCUGGCUACCAGAUGAAUUUUGAGACUGCAAAGUCUCGAGUGACCCAGAGCAACUUUGCAGUUGGCUACAAGACUGACGAAUUCCAGCUCCACACGAACGUAAACGAUGGGACAGAGUUUGGUGGCUCCAUUGAUCAGAAGGUGAACAAGAAGUUAGAGACCGCCGUUAAUCUGGCCCGGACAGCAGGAAAUAGUAACACUCGCUUUGGAAUAGCGGCCACGUAUCAGAUCGAUCCUGACGCCUGCUUCUCGGCUAAAGUGAACAACUCCAGCCUGAUAGGUUUAGGAUACACUCAGACCCUAAAGCCAGGUAUCAAACUGACGCUCUCAGCUUUGCUGGAUGGCAAGAAUGUCAAUGCUGGUGGCCACAAGCUUGGUCUAGGACUGGAAUUUCAGGCAUAAACAAAUACUGUACAAUCGUUUAAUUUUAAACUGUUUUGAGCAUAGCUACCUUCAGAAUUUAGUGUACCUUUUAAUGUCGUAUGUCUGGGAUGUGAGUAUUGCUAAAUAUCACGUUAGACCUCCAGGUUAAAGAUGAUUCAGCUUUAAGGUGUUACCCUUUCAGAGGUACAGAAGAAACCCAAAUCCAAGAAGAGUCCUUUCAGCUGUAGACUUUGGGGGACCUUGGUGGCCCUCUAGAAUUGUCAGGUUUCUUUUUUAUCUAGAAAUGGCUGCAAGUGGAAGCUGAGACUUCGUAGGCACUUUGUAAACUGGUAUUGAGUAAAUGGAUGAAAUUAUGACUUCCUGAGAAUUAACUUUGUCUUCCUACCCUAAUGAAGGAGAGACUCACUGGUGGUGUGUACAAAAUCAUCUGAAAGAGACAUUUUUUAGACAGAUUUUCAUGACCUGUUUCCACCCCAGUGCAUCACCUCUUUUACACCAAAAGUAGUCUGCAGGGCGUGGUAGCUGUUUCUUUUGUGCCAUUUAGGAUGGAGAAGGUGGAUGUGAUGAAGCCAAUAAUUCAGGACUUAAUUCCCUCUCAUGUUGUGUUUUUUUUGCCCUUGCACCAGAGUAUGAAAUAGCUUCUAAGAGUCCCAGCUGCAAGCUGGGAAGAGUCUCUGUGACUGUAAUCACAUGGUGACAACAUUCGGAAUAUAAUUGGACUUCUGUUAUAUUCUCGCCACUCAGUUUAUUUUUUAGCAGUUUAAUGGGUACAUUUUAGAGUCUUCCAUUUUUUUUUUUAAUUU